This is a messenger RNA of Marmota monax (woodchuck), 3213 nucleotides long. RefSeq names its product NGFI-A binding protein 2 (gene Nab2). The transcript is spliced from 7 exons. Bases 999 to 2477 code for a protein of 492 amino acids. Gene Ontology annotation, molecular function: transcription factor binding; transcription coregulator activity. Gene Ontology annotation, cellular component: nucleus. Gene Ontology annotation, biological process: negative regulation of DNA-templated transcription. The record is from RefSeq and is a predicted model, not a curated record. Lineage: Eukaryota; Metazoa; Chordata; Mammalia; Rodentia; Sciuridae.
AGCUGAUGAAGCUGAAUACAAAAGAGUACUAUCUCGUUCUCCAUUCCAGAUUUACUCUAUGGGCAUGACCUAGCAUGAGAACCCCCUGUAAAGAAUGCGGGAGCCCCUAAGUGCCUGGGGAAAGCCCAGAAGCUUGAGCUGGCGACCGUACGGAGGGUGGGGGACGCACAGCUGUAUCAGUGUGUUGUAGGCACAGAGCGUGGUCCCCGGGUCCGGAGAAGCUAGCGCCUUUGAGUUAAAGGCGCAUCAGCCGGCUUGAAGCAGGGGAUGCCUGAGGCGUCCCUUCCUGUAUUUGACCGUUCCUUCACAGCGUGGGGAGGGGAGUUUCGGUGUGCAGCCUCCCGCUGAAGAGGCCUUCAGCGACUCCCCACUCUCCUUAAAGAUGUGGGUGGAAAAUAAGGGAGAGGAGAGUAGGCGGGAGCCCCCAGGCGGUUUUCGCCUACAGACGCUACCACUGUGGGAGUGUGUGGGUGGAACAGCCCCGGAGCAGAACAAUUGAGGCGCCCCUCCCCUCCCCCAUUGCCUGAGCUGAAGGGACAGGACACCGAGGGAGUGGGGAAGGCCACACCAGGGGAGGUCACAACUGAGGGGUACUGGGCAGGCUGGAAGGCAGGAGAGGUCUUGGAGGGAGAAAGCAAGGGGGACCGCCUAAUUUGUGGGAAAGCUGAGGGUAGAGGAGAAGGGUCCACCUGCCUCACUGAGUAGGAAAGCCAGGGAAGGGGCCACACCCCUCCCUCAGCCACCUGGGCAGGGAUGCUAUCUGGCCAGCAGUGGGUCCCACUGUGAGUAGGAGAGACUCCUAUAUUCUCUUUUCUUUGGGAAGUUAUGUUAAGUGGUAUUAAGACUGUUCAGUGUUUAGAGUAAAAGGUGAGGAUUGUUUUGAGGGAGAAAAAAGGUCCAGCCAUCUCAGGGUGCGAUAAUGGGCCUCAGCAUUCCAGGUCUUUUUGUCCCAGACCAAAAAGGUCGAAGAUGAAGAUGAAGGGGCCAGUGCCCGAGCCAUGGCACUGCCUCGGACACUGGGGGAGCUGCAGCUGUACCGGGUCCUGCAGCGCGCCAAUCUCCUUUCCUACUAUGAGACUUUCAUCCAGCAAGGAGGGGAUGAUGUGCAGCAGCUGUGUGAGGCUGGUGAGGAGGAGUUCCUGGAGAUCAUGGCACUUGUGGGCAUGGCCACCAAGCCUCUCCAUGUCCGACGCCUGCAAAAGGCACUGAGAGAGUGGGCCACCAAUCCAGGGCUCUUCAGCCAACCAGUCCCUGCUGUGCCUGUCUCUAGCAUUCCGCUUUUCAAGAUCUCUGAGACUGCGGGUACCCGGAAAGGGAGCAUGAGCAAUGGGCAUGGCAGCCCAGGGGAAAAGGCGGGUAGUACCCGUAGUUUUAGCCCCAAGAGCCCCCUUGAACUUGGAGAAAAACUGUCACCACUGCCUGGGGGACCUGGGGCUGGGGACCCCAGGAUCUGGCCAGGCCGGAGCACUCCAGAGUCGGACGUUGGAGCAGGAGGAGAAGAGGAGUCUGGUUCACCCCCCUUCUCCCCACCUGCAGGGGGAGGAGUCCCUGAGGGGACUGGGGCUGGGGGGAUGGCAGCAGGUGGUGCUGGGGGUGGUCCAGACCGGCUGGAGCCAGAGAUGGUACGGAUGGUGGUGGAGAGUGUGGAGAGGAUCUUCCGGAGCUUCCCAAGGGGCGAUGCUGGGGAGGUCACAUCACUGCUGAAGCUGAAUAAGAAGCUGGCACGGAGUGUGGGGCACAUAUUUGAGAUGGAUGAUAAUGAUAGCCAGAAGGAAGAGGAGAUCCGCAAGUACAGCAUCAUCUAUGGCCGCUUUGACUCCAAACGGCGGGAGGGCAAGCAGCUCAGCCUGCAUGAGCUGACCAUCAAUGAGGCUGCUGCCCAGUUCUGCAUGAGGGACAAUACACUCUUACUUCGGAGGGUGGAGCUCUUCUCUCUGUCUCGCCAAGUGGCCCGAGAGAGCACCUACCUGUCAUCCUUGAAGGGCUCCAGGCUCCACUCUGAAGAAUUAGGAGGUCCCCCUCUAAAGAAGCUCAAACAGGAGGUUGGAGAACAGAGUCACUCUGAAAUCCAGCAGCCUCCGCCAGGCCCUGAGUCCUAUGCAUCCACAUAUCGUCCCAGUCUGGAAGAGGACAGUGCUAGCCUGUCUGGGGAGAGUCUAGAUGGACACUUGCAGGCUGUGGGGUCGUGCCCAAGGCUGACGCCGCCCCCUGCUGACCUGCCCGUGGCAUUGCCAGCCCAUGGGCUAUGGAGCCGCCACAUCCUGCAGCAGACACUGAUGGAUGAGGGGCUGCGGCUCGCCCGCCUCGUCUCCCAUGACCGCGUGGGCCGCCUCAGCCCCUGUGUGCCUGCGAAGCCACCUCUCGCAGAGUUUGAAGAGGGACUGCUGGACCGAUGCCCAGCCCCAGGACCCCAUCCCGCACUGGUGGAGGGUCGCAGGAGCAGUGUGAAAGUGGAGGCUGAGGCCAGCCGGCAGUGAAGGAGGACCCAGGACCCCAACUUCUGGCUCAAACAGACCCUCACUUUCCAUCCUUGGAACCAAGUCACCACCCCAAUCCUUCCGCUGCCCUCCUCCUGCCUCCCCACCUGCUCCAUGGGCACAGGACUAUGGGGCUUCAAGCAAUAAUGAGCGGGGGCCUGGCGAGAGGACACAUGGAGGGUGCGUGGUGCCCCCUCACCCCUGCCCAGAGCCCAAAGCAAGGGGCAAGGACUCUGCCUCCAGGGCAGCUGGGGCUCUCCUCUCCCUCACAAAACACACUCCCAUUCUCUCUAGGUGGCCACCAGUGGUGUGAACAGUCCGGACUGAGUUUGGACAUGGGAUAAGGGGGACUUCCGUGGGAAGGUCCAGCAGCUAAAAAUGGCAACAUUUCCUCUCAGAAAGGGGGGCCUGAGAACACUGGACCUUUCCUCCUCCCCUCCCUGUCCUCAUUUUUGUGCUUCUAGUUUGUUUCUUUAAUUUAAUGAGAGCUGCAGUUUGCCGGUCCAUCCCUCUCCCCUCUGAGUCCUCAGCAGUUCUUCCCUCAUGCCCUCUGAGGGAGGUAGAUGGAGACUCCCUCCACCUGCCCCUGGGAGGCCUGGGUUGGAUUCAGGGUCUCCCCAGGCAAGGCCAGACUGCAGCAUCUGUCCAAACACUUAGAGCGUCUUUCUUUUCAGAUUGUGUACAGUAGAUUAUUUAUUUUGUUAUUUUGAAAUAAAAUUUAUUUUAUGGCUUAGGA